UGGACGAAAAGACAUGUGUCAAAUUAAAUAAAUUUUUCGCAUCAUUUCUUCAAUAUUGUAGCUGAGGAAUUGCCAUAAUGAAGGAAAAUUAAGUGCACUUACUAAAUUACAUGAGCGAUCAAUUGUUACAGCUGGUGCAGACACUGAAAAGAUGAAGAGAUCGCGACUUACGAUACAAGUAUUCUACUUCAUUUAUCUCUUUCAUAUUCAGUUAACGGUUUUUACUCCAAGAUGCAUCCAUAUUCUAUCACUUAGGUGCACUGAAAAUAGCCUGGGUCACGAGUUCACCGAAUGAUAUAAUUGAAGGCAAACCAAGGGAUUUGCAAUGCUUUUUCUCGGGAAUGCCACUCCCACACGAGGUCCAUUGGUACAAGGAUGGAGAACUAAUCACAAACGAAACAGAAGGUAUUUAUCACUCAGAGGACGAGAAAGAGAAGAACGGCGAAAAAACUCUCCGAAGCACACUUCAUCUUCCGCCGGGACGUGAGGAGCAGGAAGGAUUUUACAAGUGCAGUGCAAGAAACAGUAUUCCGAGCAGCGCGUCCUUUGAGAUACAGAUGAUAUAUGAAUGUCCAUUAGCAAAAGGCCCAACCAAUCACUCAUCGGAGAUUCGUGCGCACAAAUCUUCUAACGUCAGCUUGUCAUGCUGGAUUGACUAUGAUGACUAUUGUCCAGAAGAACUGCUUUGGAAGUUAAACGACGAACCAGAACCCCUGCCCGAAAGCGGUAAAAAGUAUAAAGUGGAACUAAAAGACACGCACACCAAAUGCCAGAAAGAAUUCAUCCUCUCCAUUUUUGACGUUACGGAAAGUGACGAGGGAACAUACAGUUGCCGCUGGCUCUGCGAGUACGAAAACACCACAAAAGCUGCCAUUGAUUUGAAAGUAGUCGAUGACCUGCAGACAGGAGUUAUAGGCAGGUUUUAAAGUAUCUUGGAUUAUGCAUUGAAGAUGAUGACCAGGGCCAGGAUGCGUUCUGGAAGCAGCGUGGAUUAGCUAAUAUAGUGGACUAAAGUUACAAUAUUAUCAAGUAAUCUGUGUGGAGUUUUAUCGUUUUCUUUUUUGUUUUUGUUUUUUCGUCAUGGCAUUUUUAAAGUUUAGACAAAGUCAAACCGUAAUUUAGAAUUAUCAGUGAAAUAAGCUUUGAAACAACAGAAGUAAGAACCUUGGUUAACAAUAUGAAUCAUGGAAUUAGGUUAAUCGGCUUUUGAGCUUUUCCCCACACUUGAAAAGGACUCUGUAGAUGGAAUCUAUAAAAUCAAUCAGCAAUAGUGUGCAACGUGAAGCUUUAAAAUGUUUUAGUUCUUAUUCAUAAUUAAGCAAAAGAGGACUUUUUACGUGUUUAUACAGCUUCAUCCAAACACGAGGGCACACAGUCGAGGGUUUGCAUAACUUUCGAGAAUUCUCCCAAACCCCCGAGUGUUUAGAUGCGGCUAUGUAAACACGGA
Messenger RNA from Orbicella faveolata, 1447 nucleotides. RefSeq names its product neuronal cell adhesion molecule-like. The record is from RefSeq and is a predicted model, not a curated record. NCBI's taxonomy places the organism in Eukaryota, Metazoa, Cnidaria, Anthozoa, Scleractinia, Merulinidae.